Dibothriocephalus latus is the source of this 357-nucleotide messenger RNA. The record is from the annotation of a GenBank genome assembly. NCBI's taxonomy places the organism in Eukaryota, Metazoa, Platyhelminthes, Cestoda, Diphyllobothriidea, Diphyllobothriidae.
AUGGAAGGGUCUAUGUUUGGCCAGGAAAAAAGCCUCACAUUAACUUUUUAUGAAUAUCGCCGAGUCGCCCACGAUUUUGGAGGGGCUGUCAGUGGUUGUCCCAACGGCAUAUCCACCAUUGUCACUCUGCGCUGUCCCCCAGCGGACCAUGUUCGGUUGUCCACCACCGAGAAGAAAGACAUCUUGUCCGUUGAAGUACCUCCGCUGUGUGUAGAUGGUACCUGUGACGGCUGCAAUUACCACUUUCUGGUCUUCUCACCCUACGCUUGCCCCAUCUGCCGACCACAGGACGUCGCGCGACUGGAAGGCAGUUGCAACGGGGGCGAAAGGGAGGUCAACGUCUUUGCCGCCAAGUAA